Messenger RNA from Lytechinus variegatus (green sea urchin), 3207 nucleotides. RefSeq lists its product as uncharacterized. Gene Ontology annotation, molecular function: protein binding. The record is from RefSeq and is a predicted model, not a curated record. Bases 144 to 1610 code for a protein of 488 amino acids. NCBI's taxonomy places the organism in Eukaryota, Metazoa, Echinodermata, Echinoidea, Temnopleuroida, Toxopneustidae. The transcript is spliced from 8 exons.
AUAAAAAGUCCACUCGCUUGUAUGACUGGUCAGUUAAUUCACAGACACCGAUCAGACGGCUGAGGAAAUCUCUAGCACCAAUCUACAAAAUUACAUAUAUCUUUUUAAAAUUCGAUUCGAACGAUUUCAAGCGAAGAUUCAGUAUGGCUCAACCGAUGAUGCAACGAAAGCGAUCUUCUAUUAAUUUGAAUGAGAAAGUUACGGUGAAACCGGUAGUCAAGCGACAGCGUUCUGAGCGAACGCUGGUAGCAGAAAAGAUCGAAAAAUGCCUUCUUCUUGGGAAUGCAUCACCAAGAGUGAUGACAGAAGUGCCGUCAUUAUCACCCAAGCAAGAGUUGUCGCACGACAAAUAUUUAGACGACUCUUUCUUUCUCGACAACGCCCUUUUUGACAAGAAAGACUCACAGACCAAGGAACAGAAGUGCGACAUCGAACGCGAACGUUCCUCUGAACCCGAGGUCGACGACUUCGGCCUGAGCGAGGAAGCAGAGAACGAAGUCGUGUCGUUCGACCAGGCAACGGUGGGCGAUGCCACGAAGAAGAUCUGUCAAGAAUCCCAGAAGAACGUGGAGAAUGAGGGCGAGGAUGAGCCCGACGGCCACCACGGUCAAGGAGGGCUGAAGGGAUUCCUUGACAGAGUCGCUCACAGGGUCGAAGACGUUGCCGAAGGACUGGUUGACUUUGUGAUGCCGCAUCAUGAUCUUCCUCGCCAGGAGCAAAUAGACUACCAUGAUCUCGAGGGGUUCACCGUCCAUCUCCCGGCUCACUUCCAUCCAUUCGACAGCCCUUGUCCGUUUGGUGCUCGGCUGAAUCGAUCAGAGAAUGGGUAUAAGCUUGCCAGAGUACUCACCGACACGGCAGCUCACCAUGCUGGCCUGAAAGAAUCUGAUGAAGUAACCCAUCUGAAUGACAUCGAACUGAAGAGCUUGGACACCGUUGAUUUACAGAAGCUGUUCAUGACUAUCGACACCACGUUCACACUGACUAUUCUGAGAAGAUAUGUUGAGGGGAAUACAGUUCAUCUGAAGAAGACUACGAUACGAGUGACCGUUGCUGAUGAAAUUGUUGUGGAAGUGGUGCGCUCGGAGAUCGUUUGGAGUCGAAAGCCGAGACAUGUUUCGACAUCGGCACUCUCUUACGUAAGCCAGGACGGGGACGGCAACUCACAGAUCUACCUCAAUAAGCAGGGAGAAAUGGUUACCAUGGGAACGUUGGUUGAUGAGCGAGCUCAAUUCUUUUUGGACUUCUAUGCGGUCAUAGGGUUUACGGAGGGCCAACGAUGUGUUAUUCGUCACGGGAGCACAAAUCAGUUAUACGACGCAGUUCAAAACUGUAUGAAGACGGUGAAGGAUAUCUUUAAUCCGGAACAGAGUUUCAUGCUCGACAAAAUAAAGAGAUCAAGCAACCACACCUUUGUCUUCGAGUCAGUAGAGCGCCCAGGACACUACUUAAUCUAUCAGGUACCUGAUGACAGGACGUCGGCCAUGUCUUCUGGGACAUUCAAGCUAUCACAAUGCAUUUCUCCGCAGACGGUCCCCUCCCAGGGCUCCUUCAAGAUCUAUGACGUCAAAGACCUUUCUACUUCAAGCUCAUCGAGAAGAGGCCUCUGAUUCUACACGAGGUUACCAUCAAAGGUCAUCGUCAGGGUCAUCAGGUCAUAAGGUCACAGGUCAUUAAAAACUACCUACGCCAUCAAUUUGCCACCCUCCACCCAGGAGUAGUACCCGGUAGGAAGCAAUUCCUUGACUGCUCCUGCGUCUGAUCAGGGUUAUGCUAAAGCCGGGGUAUGAUAAUAGUACGCAGCGCUGAGAAAACGUUGUUGGACAUCAUUAUCAUUGUUAUUACUCAGUAUGAUUGGCCUAAUAAACAACAAAUAUAGUGUUUAUUGAUGUACAUACGGGACCAUGACGGUUAUUUUACUUGGUGACAUUUUUAAUGUUAGUUCAACUGGGUGUUAUGAUAUUCCAACACCUUUUGAUUUUAUGUUUACACCCUUGUUAACGUUAUGUCAAACCUCUAUAGGGUGUGAACUUAACACUUCAGUAUUUGGUACUGUAUAAGGACACACCACUGAUUAAAGCGUAAGAGAAACAUUUCACAUUGGUUAAUUUGCUGAUUAGAAAUCUUACUCCGUCAAAAGGAUUGGAAUAAUAUUUUUUUCGCGCUAGAUUAAUCGAUUCUUAUCCUAUCUAUACAAGGCCCAAUAUUACACAUAAAAGCACAUGACCCGAAAUAAUUUCAAAUGUUCGCUUUAACUGGAAACAUUCCAUAUAAAAAAAUUAUUGUCUCGUUGCGCAAAGAAAGCACUUGUAAAUAAAACUUGUAAAUAUCACGAUGUUAUUUAUCUUGUUUCAAACCCCUUCUCUGUAUGAGAAAAUGCACUUGCCGUAGUUUCUGAGAAACACUGCGUAUUUUUUUACAUUUUUAUUUUAAAAGUGUUUAGCCAUCACUAUUCGUAAGUUAUAGUUCUGUUGCUGUAGCGACUCACGUAUCAUUAGUAUAUUUUGUAAGCUAAGCACAAGUUAAGUUGGUCCAACUGUAUUGAUCACAAUUGAUCAAAACUGUUUAAUCGUUUGCUUCAAGGAUAUUGAAGACUUUGUGUAUGAAUUUAAGUAUAUUCUUAAUGGUAAUGUAGUGAAACUUUUGCAUAAAAAGUAAUGUGCUAUUAAAACAUUCUUUGUAUUCCAGACGUAUAACCAUGAUAUUGUUGUGUUCAUCGUCAUAAUAUACUUUCUAUUCAGUAAAUCUUAUGUAAGUUUACGGACAUUAAGGUUUACACUGUUAGAGAAAAAAGGAUUUUACAGAAGCAAUAUAUGUAUUCUGGGCAAUUAUCAUACAAUAUUGAGUAAAUUUGAUACCCAAUUAUUAGUUUUUAUUACCCAAUUUGGGCAGAUUUUAACCAAUAGUUGUGUGGACAGUAUGUUGCCCAGGGAUGGUUAAAAGUUUGUCAUUUUUUGCCCAACUAUUUUAAGAGUGUAUUAUGUUAUCUUGCUUGUCUGAUUGUAGUGAUAACACAAAUGUUUAUCGACGUUUCGACCAGUAUACUCUGGUCGUCAUCAGGAUGAGGAUAAACUAGAUUGUCAAGUAAAUCUUUAUAAUAGAUUUAUAUACUUUUUUAAAUUAUAUCUUCAACCGACGAAAUAAUGUAACUGAUGUGAAUCAUGAUAACUUAUACAAAGCCUGUGAAUAAAUAUGUGGUUAAGUUGA